Messenger RNA from Alosa alosa (allis shad), 594 nucleotides. RefSeq names its product golgin subfamily A member 6-like protein 6. The annotation marks the transcript as partial. The record is from RefSeq and is a predicted model, not a curated record. The transcript has a single exon. Lineage: Eukaryota; Metazoa; Chordata; Actinopteri; Clupeiformes; Clupeidae.
AUGAUAGAGAAAGAGAAGAAGCAGGAGAGAAUGCAGCUAGAGAUGGAGAGACAAGUCAAGGAGGAGGAACGAAAACAGAGAGAGAUGGAAGAGGAAAUGAGAAAAGAGAAAGAACUGGAAGAAUUGAAAGCCAAAGCUAAAGAAAAGGCAAGACUGAAAGAGCAGGAAAGAGUGAUGGAGGAGAUGAGGAGAACAGCUAAAGAGGAAGAAAGACUGAUAAAAGAGAGGGAAGAAAAAGUGAGAGAGCAACAGAAAAUAAUGAAUGAGAUGAAGGCAAGAGCUGAGGAUGAAGAAAGAAAAAAUAAAAGGAUGGAAGAGGAGGAACUAAGAAAACAGAGAGAAAGGGAGGAAUUCAGAAAAGUGGCUGAAGAGAUGGCCCAGAAGUGGUCUGAGGACAACGAUACAGAGAGCGACACGGACUCAGACGAUCCAUGGAUGGACGAGGAGGAGAAGGAGAUGAUCUUGGAGGCACGCAGGAGACAGGCACAAAUAGCAGACGAGAGAAAAAGAAAUGAAGUAAUGCCAAAACUGAGAGAGAAGGAAAGAGUGAUGGAGGAGAUGGAGAAAAAAGCUGAAGAGGAAGAAAGUCUGAAG